AUGGAGUUAAUAGAGAAACGUUGCAGUGAACGUGAAGGCAGGCGGCCCACCCGGUUGACAAAGGCUCGUUGGUGUUGCUCAUGGUUGGAAAUGGCGCAGUACGCUAAAUUUCUGUUGCUAAUACUUUGCCAGUAUAUAGUAAUUGUGUCAUCUACGGAGGUACCCGAAAUUUCGUCUACAACAGCGACUUCUCAACAAGAUGUCAAGCAAAUAAUUUUAGAUGCAUUCAAUGACAAAUGGGAUGAAUUCACUUACCAUUCCCCCAAUAUCAUUAACAUUCAUCGCCAGAAUGAAUCUGACAAUUUGUAUCUCAUACAUUUUGGGGUAUCAGCUGAUUGCAAGACAAAUGCUUCAGAAAGUUGUACUUCCUCAGAACUUGUGUGUGAAGUUCUAGUCAUAGAUGAUCCUGUAACUGAAGUGAAGCAAAUUUUAGAUGGAUAUACACUGUGUGCAAACAAAGAGAUUGAACCUCAAACUCCUAUCACUAGUCAAGGUUUUGUGGAAGUUUCUGAUGGUGAGAAAGGUGAUCUCGCCCAGUCUGUUAUUCAAGAACUGGAAGAAAGUGACCCACAAAGAAGUGUGGUUGAUAUUAUGUCUUUGAAAAAGCUGGAAGUGAAUGGUACCACACUUUUUCUUACGUUGAAAGCUACAAAAACAGAUGGGGGAGACUCUUCAAGGUUUGAAGUUUGUGAGGUGCAGGUGAAUCAAACUGAUGGUUCCUCAGAAAAAGAGUGUUUUUCCUUGGAAAGCAAUCUUCCAAAUAUUUUGCUUAGUGGUGAUGACAUGACUCAAGUAGCAAAGGAUGCUGUCCAAGAACUUGACAACUUGUCACCUUCAAAGUAUACAUACACCUUGCUUGAUAUUAUGAAUGCGGAAAAAAUAGUCACACCAGGUUCAGAAGGAGUAAUGACAAGUUUGGAUUUGAGAGUUGCACCUUCAGUCUGCUUGAAACGUUCGGACUCUGAUGAAUUGUCAUUGGAACGGGCAUGUGUGGAAAGUAACUUCACCUCAGGAACAGGCCGUAUGAUCUGCCGUCUAAUUCGUUGGGACCGGCCAUGGAAAUCUGAUACAUUGUACUCCGUUCCAGUGUGUGCAAUAGAAGAAUUAGAUGCUAGUACAGAAACUGUUCAUAUGGUUGAAGGAUCUUCUGAGAGCAGCAGUGAAGCUCAGCCACAACCUGUUGUAGAGGAACCAUUUGUUGUGCGCACUGCACAUUGCAGUGGCUGCCCCACAGAUCUAAACCUGGACAGCCCUGCCCUUCAGCUUCUCACUGAGCAAGCCCUCACUCAAUUGGAUGAGCAGUCAAGUGCUCGCUUCAAACACGCUCUUGUGCGAAUCAUCAAAGCCCAGAAACAGGUGGUGAAUGGAGUGAAGUACAUUCUUCACUUGGAGGUGGGAGAGACAGCAUGUCCAAAGGGUUCCCUAGAAGACCGCAGCACAUGCAGUGUAGAACAAGAUACACGCACUUGUGUAUUUGAAUUUCUGGAACGUCCUUGGCUUCAGCUGGGAAGAGAGCUCUUGCACAGCAAUUGCUCUGAUCCUCUAGAUAACAAUUUGCUGGAUAAUGAAAUUCAACCAAGUGUGUUUGACAGUUUGGCUGACAGACAAAGUGUUUUUGACUAUAUCGAUACAGCAAUGGAUGAGCCUUUCCGCAUCAGAGAUUCCCCAUCAUUUGAGGAUGAUGAUAUUCCAUCCCCUAUUCCUUAUGGUGAAGAUGGUGUUGUUGACACAUCUGCUCACAGAGAACCACCUCUCGAGUCUUCGGAAGAGGCCAUGUUGCAGCCUCCGCCAAAGCAUCCUCGUGUGUUCCACUUAGAUGAAUCGAGUGAACAUGUGGAGAAGCAUCAGCCAUACAUUGUGGGCACCUCUCGUCAGAGACGAGAGACUGAACGCCCCCUUUUGGGUGGCUUGAAGGAUGUUGAUCCAUCCGAAGAGCCUUGGGUCCGGAAAUUGGCGAACAUAGCUGUUCAGACUUUGGACGAAUUGGACACAGAUGAUGAAAAGCGCAUUGUAGUGUCAGUGGAAUCUGCAAAAAAGCAGUUAACUAACGGUAUAGUGUACCACCUCAAAAUUCGAGUGGGACUUACCACCUGUGCUGAAAGCAGUCCAAACUCUUCAGACUGCCCUGUGUCGGACACAAGAAUCUGCCAUGUGCAGUUGCUUCAGUCAUUUGCUGGUUCCUCACCUCAAGAUGUCCAGGUGGUCAAAUCAGAAUGUUUCCCUGAGACAGCAGCUGGUAAGCAUCGCCAAAAACGAAGUGGUAUUCCUGGAGGAGCAAACCCUGUGGAUGUGAAUGAUGAAUAUGUUAUUAACAUUACAAGAUAUGCUUUAACUGAGCUAGAUCAAAUUUCCAGUACACCAUACCGCCAAGAAGUAGUGAGAAUUAUCAGUGCAACAUCACAGGUGGUAGCUGGUAGAAUUGUAAAUGUUACCUUCGAACUAGGCCCCACCAAUUGUCUGAAGAGUAACAAUGGAGCACAAAGUAAUGAGACCUGUGAAGUACAGUCUGGAGCUGAUACUCAAGUCUGUUCCAUCAGAGUGUGGGAUCAGCCUUGGUUACAAAAGAGGGAAAUAGUAGAAACAAAAUGUCAGUCAUCAGCUGCCAGAAAGAAAAGGUCAUCUAGACCAGUUGGAGCACCUGAAACAGCAGAUGUAAAUGAUUCUCGCAUUAGAGAGAUGGCUGAUUUUGUCUUGACUAAUUUGGAUGCUUCUUCAAAUUCUCCAUACAAACAUCAUUUGAUUGAGAUUACCAAUGCUACCACACAGGUUGUAUCUGGUACUUUGACUCGUUUAACUCUUAGGCUUGGUCACAGCACUUGUCGGAAAGGUCAUGAUGGAGAUUCAAGUUCUUGCACAUUGCAGGAAAAUUCUGUUCAAAAGCAGUGUACUGCAAAGAUUUGGGACCAGCCGUGGUUGCAGAAGAGGGAGCUGCAAUCAGUGCAAUGUAGUGAAAUUUCUGGCUCAACUCGUACAAAGAGGAGUUCAGGCUUGCGUGGAGCACCUGAAACAGCAGACGUAAAUGAUUCUUACAUUAUAGAGAUGGCCAAUUUUGUCUUGACAAAUUUGGAUGCUUCUUCAAACUCUCCAUUCAAACAUCAUUUGAUUGAGAUUACCAAUGCUACCAAACAGAUUGUGGCUGGUACUUUGACCCACGUAACUCUUAGGCUUGGUCACAGCACUUGUCGGAAAGGCCAUGAUGGAGAUUCAAGUUCUUGCACGUUGCAGGAAAAUUCUAUCCAAAAGCAAUGCACUGCAGAGAUUUGGGACCGACCAUGGCUACACAUAAAGGAGCUGAAAUCGGUGGAGUGUAACGAAAUAGCUGACUCAACACGUUCAAAGAGGUCUGGUCCGGGGAAAUUAGGAGGUGGUUCACAUGACAUCCAUUUUGGUCUCUUCCGUGACUUCAUGCAAAAAUUCAACAAAAAUUACAAAGAUAGGUCAGAAAUAAAGAAACGUUACCACAUCUUCCGUGCUAAUAUGAUUAAGGCCAGACACUUACAAGAAACUGAACAAGGAACCGCCAAAUACGGAGUUACCAUGUUUGCAGAUCUCACAGCCAAAGAAUUUCGAAACAAGUAUUUAGGUCUGAACAUGAAACUGAGGCAUGAAAAUCACAUCCCGUUACCUCGUGCAAAAAUACCCAAUAUUUCUCUGCCUAAAGAAUUUGAUUGGAGACAUUAUAAUGUUGUUACAGAAGUAAAGAAUCAGGGGGUGUGUGGUUCUUGCUGGGCUUUUUCAGUUACUGGAAAUGUAGAGGGGCAAUAUGCAAUUAAGAAUGGAAAUUUAUUAUCUUUAUCUGAACAAGAGCUUGUGGACUGUGAUAAAUUGGAUGAGGGCUGCAAUGGAGGCUUACCUGAGAAUGCCUACAAAGCUAUUGAAGAACUUGGAGGCUUGGAGACUGAACAGGACUACCCCUAUGAGGGUGAAGAUGAAAAAUGUCACUUUAACAGAUCUGAAGUUAGAGUAAAAAUAAAUGGUGGAGUGAAUAUUACUUCAAACGAAACCCAGAUGGCACAGUGGUUGGUGAAGAAUGGACCAAUAUCAAUUGGCAUUAAUGCAAAUGCCAUGCAGUUCUAUAUGGGUGGUGUGUCUCAUCCCUGGAAGUUUUUGUGUAAUCCUGAUAAUUUAGAUCACGGAGUUCUCAUAGUGGGUUAUGGUGUGCAUACUACAAAGUACCGUCACAAAAUUCUUCCCUACUGGACAAUUAAGAAUAGUUGGGGGCGUCAUUGGGGGGAAAAGGGUUAUUAUAGAGUAUAUCGUGGAGACGGUACUUGUGGAGUCAACAUGAUGGCAACAUCAGCAGUGUUGUAGAUGACCUCCAAUGAUUUUAAUUAGAAUACUCAUUUAAGUGGUAGGCAGCUUUCGUAGUGGACCCUCAUGAUAUGGACAUUUUUUGUUUGUCUUUAGGGAAUAUAUUGUCCGUACAAUAUUUUCUCAGCAAAAUACAGAUUUAAUAGUUCUAAUACAUGUGUUUCCCAAGAGGUUAUAGAAUCUCAUGUUCAUGACAAGUGCCAAAUAUGAUUAGGUAUUUUAUGACUUGUAGGCAAUGAGACCAAAUCCCAUUGACUAAUAUGGCUACAAUAGUUAAUGUGGUGUAUAAAGUAGUUACAAAUUAUAUAGAGAAUGUCUUCCACCAGCUCGAACAAUUACAGGUGAAAGAUCAGUGCAGUCAGUGAGGAUACAUGAAAUAGUGCAGUAAAUGUAGAAAAUGCCCUGCUCAAGAAAUCUUUGUAAAUUUAUUUUUUGUGGUUGGAAGGAAUAGAAAAUGUCCAUAUCUCUUUACUUCUUUCAUUGUGCAAUUUUUAAUAUAAAUGUUGAGAAAAAAUCAGUUUCAAUUUAUGACAUCUGUAAAAGGCAAUAUGUUUAUGAUCUCUUUCACAAGGAAGUUCCUAAAUGUUAAUCUUGUGGCUUUCUUGUGUAGAUGUUUUCAAACGUAAAAUUUAAUGUCUCUCAUUCCUUCAUUCUGUGUUCCUUAAAAGCACGUUAAUUGUACUCUGAAUUUGUAGCCAAAGCUUAGUUUGAGGUUUAGUAAAGUUUUGAUUGCUGUGAAGUAGCUGAUAAUACUAAUCCUUCCAGUUGAGGGAAAUGAGAUUUAAUCUUCAUAUGAUAACAGGUAUAGUGGUGUUUUAGAUUCUCAAGAGUUACCAGUGCAUAAUAUACAUUGUUUUUGUGGGGAGAAUGUGUAUUGUACUUAGGUGAUAUGACCGUUCUCUCCAAAAUGCAUUUGGAAUAAAAUAUUUUUAUAAACUUUUUAGAUUUUUUUAUAUACAUAUUUCCUUUGUUGUGGAUAUUUUCGGCAUAAUUGAUUUUGUUUUGUUAAUUUACAAUUAAUUAAACCCUUUGGGUGUUUCCUCUACUUACUAUAUUACUAAUGACCUGUGAAUGUGUAGAUAUAUUCAGCUCUCUAGACUCAUAAGUUUAUUCCCUGAAUUAAUUGUAAGAGUGAGGGAGUAUAACAUUACAUAAAGUUUCUGAUAAAAUAUUUUCAUUAAGCUUUCAACCAUUACAUUUCUGGUAUUUUAAAUACGUGAUAGAUGUCUCCUGGCAAACAAAAUUUCCAUCUAUAUGCUUAACCUGUUUUAUUUUUUAUAAAUCGUAAUUCAUAAGUAUAUGGAUCAAAUUACACAAGUUUUUGAGAAACUUCUGACUAUUGCUUCUCAGAAGAUGGUGUAUGUGUGUGCCAACAUUUUGAUAUUACUUAUUCCAAAACUGCGCACAUUUCAUGAUAAACAUUUCUCUGUUUGUGCUCUUGCUGUGGUACAAACUGUAAAUUUGUAUAAUUUAUAUUAUGUUAAAAUUUUUGUAAUUAUUGGUUGUAAAGUGUGUUGAUAAUAUACAUAUUCAAUUUCAUUAUAAAAUUGUGACUAAAUUAAAUAAUUUAUUCCUCAUUCCUAGAAAAAAAUUUAUUUCCAGUUUUACAUAAUA
Gryllus bimaculatus (two-spotted cricket) is the source of this 5925-nucleotide messenger RNA. NCBI's taxonomy places the organism in Eukaryota, Metazoa, Arthropoda, Insecta, Orthoptera, Gryllidae. The record is from the annotation of a GenBank genome assembly.